Suillus paluster is the source of this 2187-nucleotide messenger RNA. Its product is annotated as P-loop containing nucleoside triphosphate hydrolase protein. The transcript has 22 exons. NCBI's taxonomy places the organism in Eukaryota, Fungi, Basidiomycota, Agaricomycetes, Boletales, Suillaceae. The record is from RefSeq and is a predicted model, not a curated record. Bases 1 to 2187 code for a protein of 728 amino acids. Gene Ontology annotation, molecular function: ATP-dependent chromatin remodeler activity; ATP binding.
AUGAAGAAACACGGGGACGAACGCGAUGUCGAUAGGCGUCGAAAUAAUGUGUCGAAUCUUCAGGAUGGACCGGAGUGGAGAAAACGUCGCCGCUUGCCACCAGCGAACAAGACAUGGCCUACAUGCCUCAUCAUCGCCCCUACAUCCGUUGUGCCAAACUGGGAGCGUGAGUUUCAGACGUGGGGUUAUUUUGAAGUCGGGUCCUACACAGGUUCGAAGAAAGAGCGAGAUGAGGUCUUGACUGACUUCAAAAUGGGGAGGCUCGAUGUUGUGCUCACUACGUUUGACCUUGCCCGACGAGACAUUGCGCAAUUGGACGACCUCCCUUGGUCUGCUGUCUUCGUCGACGAGGCGCAUAGAGUAAAGAAUCCAAAGUCGAAGAUCACCUUGGCAUAUAAUCAAUUUGCAUGUCUUCGCCGCUUUGGUCUGACAGGCACAACCAUUCAAAACAGCUACAUGGAAGCAUGGACGAUACUUGACUGGACCAACCCUGGCCGGCUGGGAACAAGCAAACAAUGGAAAGGUUACGUUGUGAAGCCAUUGACGAUAGGUCAAUCUACGAGCGCGACGGAAGAGGAGAGAACAAAGGCUUUGACGGUUGCUAUUACAGUCAGAGACAAAGUACUACCCCAGUUCUUCAAAAGGAGGACAAAGGAUAUCAUUAAGCACCAAUUACCCACAAAAACUGACGAAGUGGUCUUUUGUCCGCUUACGCCUAUGCAGGUUGCCGUGUACAAACGCAUCCUGAACAUGAAUCCCGUGCAGAAUCUCGUCAGAAAAGACGAAAAUUGUGAUUGCGGAUCUGGUGCAAAACGCAAGGAAUGUUGUCACCUCAUCGAGAAGGGAGGUGUCCUCAAGUACAUGUCAAUACUCAUUAAGAUCUCGAAUCAUUUGGCUUUAAUCCUUCCAGCCCCGAAUGAUAGCCCGGAGCAAACUCUACGGAAUCGGGAGCUCGCUGAAGUAGCCUUCCCAGACGAACCUAUACCGAAAUAUGGAACAGCCAUGCUACUGCCUCAGUACUGCGGGAAGUGGGUUGUACUUGAUACCCUACUAAGAGAAUGGAGAAAAGACUCCACGAGCAAGGUCCUUAUAUUCACUAAAUCUGUCAAGCUGCUAGAUAUGUUGGAGUUUCAUCUAAACACCAACAGUUAUGGCUAUCUCAAACUGGAUGGAUCCACGAAGCAGAGUGACAGGAUGCCUAUGAUAGAUAGAUUUCACAGUGACUCUGACAUCUUUAUAUUUCUCAUAUCUACUCUUGCCGGAGGAACUGGUCUUAACUUGACUGGUGCAAACAAGGUGGUCAUUUUCGAUCCUAACUGGAAUCCCGCCCACGAUCUGCAAGCUAUGGACAGAGCAUAUCGCUUCGGGCAGACACGCGACGUUUUUGUUUACCGCCUGCUCGGAGCCGGCUCAAUCGAAGAGUUGAUUUACGCGAGACAGUUAUACAAGCAACAACAGAUGGCCAUUGCGUAUCAGGCAAGCGUGCAGACGAGAUAUUUUUCCGGCGUUCAAGGGGACACUUCUAGGCAAGGAGAAUUGUUUGGUAUCAAGAAUAUUUUCAAGUUACAUGAGGAUACCCUGGCGACAAAGAUGGCUAUCGAGAAAGCAACGAUCAUGGAACUAGACUGGGCUCUUGCUCAUCUGAACUCAAAGUCGAGGAAGGCAGCAAAGUCUAAGGCCGAAGGCUGGGUAUAUGAGGCUGAUACUAAGAGUGGAAAGGAAGAAGCCGACUUGCGAGGGCUGGGCGCUCUUCUUUUUGAUGAUGAACCCCCGGAGGUUGCAGACGACAAUGACAUCCACAAGACACUCAGCGCAAUAGGCGUUAAGUACAGCCAUCGCAAUGACGAUGUGCUAUUACCAAGUCGUAUAGAAGAAGAACGCUCCCGAAAUGCACUCAAGGAGGCGAGGAGGAAAAGAGCAGCCGCCAGUAAACUCAAGUCAGAGCGAGACACUCCUCAGCAAUCCAAAACACCUGAACCACAAUGGCCGCCGCAACGGAAACAUCAUAAACCACCUCUAUCUCCGCAAUCAAAGUUGACCUCACGUCAAAUGGCACUGAUCGAACUAGGCAUGAUCAACAGCCCAGCCGAUCUGCCUGUUUUCGCGCAGUCUUUUGCUCGUAAGUCAAGUGAGGAGCAGAACGAGAUACUUACAAGGCUCGACAAAUAUGUCCGCGCACAUUCUUGA